AUGUUUCCUAUUAAAUUAACACCAAUACUAACUGAAGAUGACGAAGAUGCAUUCCAAUCAGAGGAGUCAGAGGAAGAUGAAGAUGAAUCUGAGAAUGACAAUGACCUCAAGACCAUCAAAGGAGACAUCUCCUCAACCCAUCAACCCAAACGAUCUGUAGCUCAAAUGAUGAAAGAUAAGAAGAAACAAACCUCAUUAACAUUACACUGGUUGGAGGAGAACUAUUGCAUGUGUGAAGGCGUGUGUCUGCCUCGUUGUAUUCUCUACGCACAUUAUCUGGACUUCUGUAGAAAGGAAAACCUAGAACCAGCUUGUGCAGCUACAUUUGGCAAGACGAUUCGCCAGAAGUUUCCCCAUCUUACAACGAGACGUCUUGGAACACGUGGUCAUUCAAAAUAUCAUUAUUACGGCAUUGGGAUUAAAGAGACAAGCGCUUACUACCAUUCCGUGUACUCCGGUAAAGGACUCACAAGGUUCUCCGGUGCAAGACUCAAUAAUGAGGGUGGUUUCACACGGAAGUACUCACUUGCCUCAAAGACUGGUACAUUAUUACCCGAGUUCCCGACUGCAGUAUCUCUUGUCUUACCCUACAACAUCCCAAAAGACAAGGUGGAGACGCUGCUCAUGAUGUACAAGACACACUGUCAAUGUAUUCUAGAUACAAUCAUCAACUCUAACUUUGACGAGAUCCAGAAUUUUCUUUUGCAUUUUUGGCAAGGAAUGCCUGAUCACUUGUUACCGCUGUUAGACAGUUCGGUAAUCAUUGAUAUGAUAUGUAUCUGUGAUUCCAUCUUGUACAAGACCACGGUGGAGAUCCUCAUUCCAGCCUCCAUGCAGGAGAUGCCAGAAGGUCUUCUUGCAGAUAUACGAAAGUUUGCCAAGCAUUGGGAGCAGUGGUUAAGUUCCUCAUUAGAGCAUCUACCAGAGUGUGUUAGCCAGUGUAAGCUGCCUGUUGCAAGACGUUUUGUUCAGUCACUCAGAAGACAAACAUCUUUCCUCCACUUGGCUCAGACAUCCCGCCCAGUGCUGUUUGAUCAGCAGCUGAUUGAUCAGAUGAUUGCCGAUCUAGAUAAAGUGGAUUUGAACAGCAUUGGAUCCCAGGCACUACUCACUGCUAAUACCGAUGAGUCUGAUAUGGAACUCAAUGCUGAAUUUUUGAAGGAGUUCAAGGAGUUACUGAAGAAGCAAGCUACAGUAGAAGCCUUUACAGAAUGGCUGGACCAAGUCGUAGAAAGCAAAGUUAUUAAGCCUGGUAAACAGAAUGGGAGAUCCAUGAAGAAACGAGCCCAAGACUUCCUGCUCAAAUGGUCUUUCUUUGGAGCUCGUGUCAUGCACAACUUGACUCUCAACAAUGCCCAGAGUUUUGCUUCAUUUCAUCUGAUUCGGAUGCUGUUGGAUGAGUACAUUCUUUUAGCCGUGGAGCAACAAUUUAAUACUGAGAAGGAUAAUGAGCUACAGAACCGAUUAGAGAAACACAUGAAGGUUGCUGAUCCAAACAAUCCUCAGAGACCCUUAUCCAAUCAGCCAGGUACAUGCUUCUUGGCCAACAGGAACAUGUCUCGUACAACCCAAGGCUACCCUGAUCAAUCAGUCAAACGAGAAGACUAUACAGAGCGCUUUGUACCAGGAACCUAUCCAGGACAUACUGUCAUUACAUCAGCAGAGAAGGAUUCCUACAGUAUACCAGGACAUUAUGGUACCCAGCCCUCUAUGCCAAGCCCCGGUAGUGCGGCAAGAAGUAAUGCCAUGCUCACUCCUCCUAUAUCACCAAUUGUUGUCAAUCCAAUGCGCAACUCGGUCAUCAAUCAGGGUCAUGUGACAUCCCGCAAUCCACCCGCUCCAGCUGCUUUAGUUCCUCCAGCAAUGCAUCAUGGGGCUUAUCCAUAUCUGAGCCAUGUUGGACAGAAUCAAGAUCCUUACUCAUCGAGUCGAUCCCAGAGCUACCUUGGACCCUAUCAGGGUAGUGGUUGUUACCCACCAGCCAUGUUUCAUUCUAAUUAUGCCCCUACAGCCUACCAUACUAAGAACGAUGUGGAGCCUACACCUCCCUAUCCUUACAUGGAACCCCAGUAUCGUGAUGAAAGUUAUUACACUAGUUGUGCUAUGGGAUCAAGUCAUCAUGUUGAAGGAGGUGUUAUACAGUCAACCGGUUCUGUGCAUGGUAGCAGUGCUUUCAAUGUAGUUGGUAGUAUACCAUCUACAUAUGCCUUCACCAAUGGAUAUCAAAAUGGAGGAUAUUACUCUCAAGGUGCAUACACACACAGCAAUCCCAACCACAACAAAGACGUGGAACAUGUGUCAGUCAUUAGUAGUGUACAUGGUCCUCGAUCUCAAUCAGACAUCAAUCCUACACAGUUCAAUGAGAUUAAUGAUCCACUCAAUAUCUUGGACCGUCCACCAGGACUUGGUCCACCAGGACUUGGUCCACCAGGACUUGGUCCACCAGGACUUGGUCCACCAGGACUUGGUCCACCAGGAAUUGGACAACCAGGCAAGGAUGCACAUCUGUUUGGGGGUACUAGUCAGGCUACGUGCCAUAUUCCAACCGUAGUUUCUCAAUCUUCACAGUCGUCAUCAUGUAACGGACCACAACGACAAAAUGAAGGAUUGCUUGGUCAGACAGACUACCUUCCAGUCAGUGGAGUCAGCAUGUACCAUGAUUCCACAGGGGAGAUGAGACAUUUAGGGUCCAAUCAACAUAAUACAACACAUCACCCUCAGUCUACUGGCACCCCUAUUGUGAGUAAUGAACAGGGAUCGUCUCUUCCACCAAUCAACACUGUAUUUAAUAUAGAUGGCUAGUAAACCUGCAAAUAUAUGAAUGAAAGUUCUUGGUGAAGUGCUCUUUGAAUCUAUCCUGGAUUUUGUGAUGCCAAAUAAAAGGCUAGGACAUGUAAAUGCCUUUCUGUAUAUAUUACGUAAAUCUCAUUAGAAUGAUACUCUCAUAUGACCUUUUAUAAGUAAAAGGAUUCAAACAUUUGUGGUAAACAUAAUGGUCACAUGACCAACAUGUGACUGUUUCACAUAGAGACAAAACAAACCCAAAUCAUGUGACUGUUUCACAUAGAGACAAAACAAACCCAAAUCAUGUGACUGUUUCACAUAGAGACAAAACAAACCCAAAUCAUGUGACUGUUUCACAUAUGGACAAAACAAACCCAAAUCAUGUGACUGUUUCACAUAAAGACAAAACAAACCCAAAUCAUGUGACUGUUUCACAUAGAGACAAAACAAACCCAAAUCAUGUGACUGUUUCACAUAGAGACAAAACAAACCCAAAUCAUGUGACUGUUUCACAUAGAGACAAAACAAACCCAAAUCAUGUGUAACUAGAAGCUGUUGAUUGGAUGUUAUUUUGUAUUCGCAAACGACCAGUGUUGUACAAGUAAACAUAUUUUGAAAUGCAAUAAAUAUAUAAUAUAAUGCGCAAAUCAAUUUAAAUAUUAAAACUUCAGUCGCUUGGACUCACCAUCAACACACCUGGAAAAUUUUGAUCCAAAAGAAGUACACAUCAUACAUUUAUACAGUAUUUCAUUUGCAUUAGUUACGCUAAUGCAGUGUGCCAACAUUUCAUUUUAAAUCGGGAAUAACAGUCGAGGACUCUGUCUUCACUGCGUGGUACCCGUCGCAAGUUGGUGGCUGGCACUGCUAAUGGACCUCACCUCCGACUCGGUCCUUUAUAACUCAUUAACACAUCCCAUGUGAUUGAGUUUUUACCAAUCACGUCUGGAAAUAAUUGUCCAAGGUAUUUAUUAAUUACACUUAUUUCAUCCAGCUUUUCAUACAAACCUUUAUUUUAUUCAUGACUAGAUUUAUCAGUCAUUCUGUGCACAAUAUGGAUGUUCUUCUUAUCUAAUUUGAAAUUAAUUAAAAUCAAAUUCAGUUGCUGUCACACAGCAAAAAGUGUGUUUCUGACCAAAGGAAUUAUUUUGACAAAUGGUAGUGGAGUCCAUAAAAUCUGUUUAACAUUCUAUUCAACAUCAUAACAAACUUGUGUUGCACAUUUCAGGCACAACAGGAUAGAUGAAUUAUUAAAAUGAAAUUGAGACCGCACACCUUCUUGUUAAAAUUUGCAUUCCUGUUGGAAUUAAAAUCUUUAAUUCUAUCAAUGACUCUUUUCAGACUUUUUUUUAGUAGUUGCAUUGAACAAAUUCUGUUGGUUAAUUCUGAACUGUUUGCUUGAAACCAAAUUGUAAUUACAGCUCGCAAAAAGAUAUAAAAUGAUAGGGUUACUACAACUUCAUAUACAGACCUUGAAUUGCAUGCAUGCCACAGAGGCAAUGAUGGCCCUCAGUCUUGGCCCUGGUGCACCGUACACUUUAACAUUGUCUAAUGGAAGUAAAGUGCCCUUUGCAAAAAAAUAGAUUGCCUUGCCCUCUCCAGGCCUGCAUGCUACAACAUUUAAGAUUGCCUUGCCCUCUCCAGGGCUGCAUGCUACAACAUUUAAGAUUGCCUUGCCCUCUCCAGGCCUGCAUGCUACAACAUUUAAGAUGGCCUUGCCCUCUCCAGGCCUGCAUGCUACAACAUUUAAGAUGGCCUUGCCCUCUCCAGGCCUGCAUGCUACAACAUUUAAGAUGGCCUUGCCCUCUCCAGGCCUGCAUGCUACAACAUUUAAGAUGGCCUUGCCCUCUCCAGGCCUGCAUGCUACAACAUUUAAGAUGGCCUUGCCCUCUCCAGGCCUGCAUGCUACAACAUUUAAGAUGGCCUUGCCCUCUCCAGGCCUGCAUGCUACAACAUUUAAGAUGGCCUUGCCCUCUCCAGGCCUGCAUGCUACAACAUUUAAGAUGGCCUUGCCCUCUCCAGGCCUGCAUGCUACAACAUUUAAGAUGGCCUUGCCCUCUCCAGGCCUGCAUGCUACAACAUUUAAGAUACAUGUACAUGUAGGCCUACUCCUGCUCAGGUCUCCAAGAUAAUAAUGUGUUAAUUGUAAAGGGAUGUAAAUAUGUACAUUGUAAGACUAGGUUCGGAUUUCAGAACAUGUGGUUUAUCAGAGAUUUGGAGGCUUGUACCCUCUAAAACAGACCAUUCAUUUUUGUACAUCAUCAAUGCAUUCAGACACAAUAAUAAUUUAUUUGCAGUACAACUGUACAAUGUAUGUCUGUAAAAAUGAUACAAAACAAAUCUGGGUUUCAAUUUGAAAAAAAAAACCAAGCAGAAUGUUACAUAUAAGACAUACUCAGGAGUCAAUUCUGGACAUGCCUUCACUGUGACCUUUGUGGUUGAGACAAUACAUCUCUACAUCAAAGCUUAUCUCUGCUAUCAGAAUGUAUGACCUGUAAUUUUAUGUAAGCGGAUUGCAGCUGAUGUGGGAUUCAAAUGGUUACCACAACAGUUUAAAAAUUCAAUAUAAUUUAAUUUUAAACAAAUCAAUUGUACAUAUAAAAUAAAAAAUGUAAAAAAACUGAUUUAAAAACUCCGUCCAAAGUUCUUUAUUGUCAAGACUGUUAUUUUUAAGUUAAGUUAUCAUAAUGUACAUGUAUUUAGUUCCUUUCAUGUAAUAAUGUUACUGUAUAUUGUAUUGAAAUGUUUAUGAAUCCAAUAAAGAGAAUAACCUUGAUGACAUACAUGUAAUGUGUGUUUGUUUUAUCUAGUUGGGUAACAUGUUUGCAUGGUGUUUCUAUUCUACCUCUGUAAACCCCAGUUCCAAUCCUGCAUCAAACCUCACAAAAAGAAAGCCCCUGGCGAGGAAAACGGAUACAGUGCUUGGCAAUUUUGAGGGUCUCUUGAUUGCAUGACAUUAUGAGUUAUCACACAAGUUUCUCGUUACCAAGGAAGUUUUUAAGCUAAUUAUAUUUUUAGUAACUACCAAACGUGUCCAGCCGUCGAUUUCA
Asterias rubens (European starfish) is the source of this 5831-nucleotide messenger RNA. Its product is annotated as DNA-binding protein RFX6-like. The record is from RefSeq and is a predicted model, not a curated record. NCBI's taxonomy places the organism in Eukaryota, Metazoa, Echinodermata, Asteroidea, Forcipulatida, Asteriidae. Gene Ontology annotation, biological process: regulation of transcription by RNA polymerase II. The transcript is spliced from 17 exons. Gene Ontology annotation, molecular function: RNA polymerase II cis-regulatory region sequence-specific DNA binding; DNA-binding transcription factor activity, RNA polymerase II-specific. The coding region runs from base 1 to 2802 and encodes 933 amino acids.